UUCGCACCAUCGAAGUUCAUUAUCGUCGACGACACACGGCGCGGCGACCUCACCCUCGAAGCCUCGGUCCCGAAACAUCGGUGGUCGGACCUGGACGCGGCGCGCGACCGCAUCCUCUUCCGCAUGAACAACGCGCCCGUCGGCGACUCCUACAUAUGCGGGCAGCCGAACCUCGAGAGUCGCGUCAUUUCACCCAACUCCCAGCUAGGGUACUCCGACUGCGUCUUCCAGAAGCUGAAUGGCCCACGUGGCGCGACGAACCCGGCUAAUAAUCUAGGACUAGAUACGCGCGGGGUACCUACUGGGUGCGCACGCGCUUAGAUGAGCCGCGCAUUACGAUUUUGGGGAGAUGAUACGACGGCGAUGCGCGUGGCGGCUUUUCAGAGCGGUGCGCAAGUCGGUAGUACGGGUUUCCCGGUCUACGGCCUGGCGACCUGCUGGCAUGUCGAAUACGGCGCGUAUAUUAGGAACUGAGAUACCCAUAAUGUACCUAGGUACAUACCAGAUGAAUAAUCGAUUCACGCAUUACGAUUCCAGGGCAAUGGUAAAGAAUCUCAUAAUAUA
Molecule: messenger RNA, 564 nt
Organism: Annulohypoxylon truncatum
Lineage: Eukaryota; Fungi; Ascomycota; Sordariomycetes; Xylariales; Hypoxylaceae
Exons: 1
Coding region: 124-321 (65 amino acids)
Source: RefSeq, a predicted model, not a curated record